CUCGUCGUCGGACUUCCUCUCCUCGUCCUCCCCUACCUUCCGUUCCCUUUCUCCCAUUCGCACGCCGCCUCGUGCCCUCCUCCUCCUCCUCCUAGAUCUCGUCGCCCCCGCCAUUUCCCUCCUCCUCUACCGCCGCCCUCCGUGUCGAUACAGACCGCUCGCCGAUCCUCGCGCCGCAAGCUCCGCGUCGGCGUCGGCGUCCUCGCGCCCUCGCAAGGCGGGCUGCCGCGGGGUGGAGAGGAGAGGGGAAGGGAGGAGAUCCGGCUGGGCCGACCUGGAUUGAUUGGGCUCUUCGUUUCUUGGGAUUUUUGUGAAGGUAGGUCCGCCACUGGCGCGGAGGCCGCACAGGCACGGCAGCUUCGGCGAGAUGAAGGGCGGGACCAUCCCAGCCGUCGCUAUCAUGCCGUCGCCGCUCUUCCUCUGGCGGUUUAAGGCUAUAUUGUUUCUCCUAUGGGGUUUAUGCUGUUGCAAGAUAGGUUGGGAUUCAGUUAUGAGAAUGAGUGCUGAUCUGCGAGACUUAUUUCUUUAUGAGGCUUUCUUGUACUAUAAUCCUCUUCUUCUUGUGGCCUUGAUGAUUUGGUUGUGGGGAGUAAAUUUAUGGGUCUUUGCGCAAUCAUCAGUCAAUUAUGCUAAAGUGUUUGAUCUUUCACAAACACACUUAUCUCACCGAGAGAUAUGGAGGUGUGCUAUUUGGCUGACUUUAAUUGUUCCCACAAGCAUGACAGCGUACCUAUAUCUAUACUCACAUGGAGAAGUGUCUCUUGCAGCAUCUCAACCAGUUCUGUUGUAUGCUAUCCUUCUGGUGAUCCUCCUUUCUCCUUUUGAUAUGUUUUACUUAUCAUCACGCUUUUACUUUCUGAGGACAGUGUGGCGUAUAACACUGCCAUUACAAGCAAUUACAUUCCCUGACUUCUUUUUGGCUGAUAUUUUUACAUCCAUGUCAAAGGUGUUCUCAGAUCUGGAGCGUUCAGUUUGUCGCAUGGUGAAUCGGCAGGUUGCGACAAUUGCUUGGUUUGAAGCAGAUUCUAUUUGUGGUAGUCACUCGAUAGCUAUCCCUCUUGCUCUCGUGUUCCCCUACUUGUGCCGUUUCUUCCAAUGUGUACGACAGUACAAGGAUACAAAGGAGAAGACAUGUCUCUUGAAUGCCCUCAAGUACUCAACAGCAGUUCCAGUGAUUUUCCUUUCGGCUCUCAAGUAUCAUGUAUUUCCUGAACAAUGGGUUAACUUUUACCGCCCCCUGUGGCUUAUCUCUAGUCUUAUAAAUUCAUUGUAUUCCUUCUACUGGGAUAUAAAGCGAGAUUGGGAUUUGAGCAUCCUAACCAGGAUUUUCAUGUUCAAAAACCCAAGCAUGUGGACUAAUCUUCUUUAUGGGCAGAACUGGGUUUUCUACUGGGUGCUAGGCAGCAACUUAGUUCUGCGAUGUACAUGGACAUACAAGCUUUCAGCGCAUCUUCGGCACAACUACCUGACAGUGUUUACCAUAGCAGCCUUGGAAAUAGUUAGACGGUGGCAGUGGGUGUUUUUCCGAGUCGAGAAUGAGUGGAACAAGAUGACAUCCAAGCAAAGUUUGGAGAUGUCAUCUGACAUGCCUUCAGAAGGAGACAGGCUGCUGGAUUCUAGUAGUCAUACAGUAUGAACAGCAGAGUGAACAGAAGUCUCAUAUUUUGCGACACCGAUUCAUCAUCAUUCUUUUAGUGUAACCCUUAUAGCCCAUUUUAUGUCAACGGUUCUGAUUGUCUCUAGAGCUCAAAAAGGUCAGGGAUACAUAUGUUUCUAUAAAAGUUGAAAUUGUUGGCGCCACGUAUGUAAUCAUCUUGGGAAUGUAUACCAUUGUAAUCCUCUUGAAUCCGACAGGAGGUAUUUGUUGACACACAAAAGAAUAAUAGUAAUGCCAAAAAUUUAUACCCUUAUUCGGACUA
This is a messenger RNA of Phragmites australis (common reed), 1919 nucleotides long. RefSeq lists its product as uncharacterized. NCBI's taxonomy places the organism in Eukaryota, Viridiplantae, Streptophyta, Magnoliopsida, Poales, Poaceae. Gene Ontology annotation, cellular component: cytoplasm; membrane. The record is from RefSeq and is a predicted model, not a curated record. The coding region runs from base 368 to 1636 and encodes 422 amino acids. The transcript is spliced from 13 exons.